CCGUGGGUGAGGAGAGUGCCCAGGAGCAGACAAGGUGUCAGUGCUGGCGUCUGAGGAGAGCCGGCUGAAGAGGGGCAGGGGGGUGGGGGAAAAGCGAUGAUGAUGGCUGCGAAGAAGGGCCCGGGCCCUGGCGGCGGCGACGGUGCCGGGAAAGCGGAGGCGGAGGCGGCUUCGGAGGUGUGGUGUCGCCGGGUGCGGGAGCUGGGUGGCAGCAGCCAGGCCGGAAACCGCCACUGUUUCGAGUGUGCCCAGCGCGGGGUCACAUACGUGGAUAUCACCGUGGGCAGCUUUGUCUGCACCUCCUGCUCUGGUCUCCUGAGAGGCCUGAAUCCCCCUCACCGUGUCAAAUCCAUCUCCAUGACAACCUUUACUGAGCCUGAAGUGAUGUUCCUCCAAUCUCGUGGAAAUGAGGUUUGCAGGAAGAUCUGGCUGGGUCUCUUUGAUGCGCAAACCUCCUUAGUCCCAGACUCUAGGGACCCUCAAAAGGUGAAGGAGUUUCUUCAGGAGAAAUAUGAGAAGAAGCGAUGGUAUGUCCCCCCAGACCAAGUCAAGGGGCCAUCCUACACCAAAAGCAGCACCUCUACCCCUACCCAAGAUUCCACUGCAGAUGUAAAGCCCCCGAGGACACUUCUUGGGGACCCUGUGCCCUCUGUUGCCAUCUCCAGCACUAGCCAGUCUGUCCCUCAGGCUCGGCUCUCCCAACACCCAUGCUCUCAACCACCCUCCCUCCCUCCAGUCAAGAAAGCUAGCACUGACCUUCUGGCUGACAUUGGUGGAGACCCUUUUGCUGCUCCCCAGCCGGCAUCGAACUUUGCUGUCUUUGGGGGCCAGGGGACUUCCCAUGGAGGCUUUGCCAACUUUGAUGCCUUUGGGAGCAGCCCUUUCUCCUCUGCAAUUGGAUGUGUCCCUCCAGCUGGCCAGGCUUUGUUCCAGACCCAGCCAACACCCAUAGGCAGCAGCCCGGUGACCCCAUUUGGUGCCUCUCCUCUUGCUCCUGCCAGCCAGCCAAGUGCCCUUUCAGAUAUGAGCAAUGUCUUGGGAACUGGAAUGUCAGCUGGUGGUGUUCCUAGCAGAGCCUUUGGGACUGUUGGCCCUGUCUCUGGACUCCAUACUGUUGCUUCUGGCAGUAACAGCAGCAGCAGCACUGGCCUUGGGUUUGGGGCUUUCACCAACCCUUUCAUCACACCGGCUCCUCACCCACAGUUGCCUUCCACCAACCCGUUCCAAUCCAAUGGCCUGGCCUCCGGGCUUGGUUUGGGGAUGAACACUGUGGUUCCUAGCUUCUCUUCUGCACCGACCCCUGGUGGCUUCCCAGGAACUUUCUCUCCCAGUCUCUUCCCUCCACAAACCUUGCUGGUUCAGCAGCAGAAUGGCUCUGGCUUUGUGGGAUUAGGAGCAGCCAAACUGGGGCAAAGGCCUGUGAACCAUCCUGCAGGGAUCUCUACCAACCCCUUCAUGACUGGAUCCUCAUCAAGCCCAUUUGCCUCCAAACCUCCUCCUACUAAUCCCUUCUUGUAGCACUGUGCCCAGGAGGACAAUAUCCUUCCUGCUUCCUCUGCCUCCAAGUAUCCCUCUGUUCCCUAGAUCCCUGGUGGCCACCUUUGUUUUUUGGCAUUACAGUGGUCUCAGCCCAAGAGGGGGAAUGACUUGCCUUGGCUUUGGGUGGUGGGAAUCAUGGGGAUAAUGAAAGUGCUAAUGCUUUGCUCUGGGCUUGCAGAUAAAACACCAGCCCUUAGGCCAGUAGCCCCCUCCCAGAGCAGUGAGAACAAUGGGAGAGGUUAUUAGAGGUGGCUGGUCCAGGUGUGUUUUAUUAUUCUAAAAAUUUUCCUUCUCUUAUC
Messenger RNA from Trichosurus vulpecula (common brushtail), 1838 nucleotides. It is a transcript of the gene AGFG2, whose product is annotated as ArfGAP with FG repeats 2. Gene Ontology annotation, molecular function: GTPase activator activity. Lineage: Eukaryota; Metazoa; Chordata; Mammalia; Diprotodontia; Phalangeridae. The coding region runs from base 97 to 1518 and encodes 473 amino acids. The transcript is spliced from 12 exons. The record is from RefSeq and is a predicted model, not a curated record.